This is a messenger RNA of Balaenoptera ricei (Rice's whale), 6319 nucleotides long. Its product is annotated as transient receptor potential cation channel subfamily V member 5-like. Gene Ontology annotation, cellular component: membrane. Lineage: Eukaryota; Metazoa; Chordata; Mammalia; Artiodactyla; Balaenopteridae. Gene Ontology annotation, biological process: calcium ion import across plasma membrane. Gene Ontology annotation, molecular function: calcium channel activity. The transcript has 3 exons. The record is from RefSeq and is a predicted model, not a curated record. The coding region runs from base 1622 to 2401 and encodes 259 amino acids.
CAUCACUGUCUCUUCCAUCAGAUCAUCGGAUUCGGUUCUCCAGAAAGUUCUCUCUCACUCUUGCUCUCAGUUAUUUCUCCUUUGCAAUCCCCUUUGCCUUUUUUCCCCCUGGUGGAAAGUGAAUCAAAAAACACACUUGCAUUCUUAGGAUCUGGGUCACUCAGGGUGGCCUAGAGAGUAGACUCAUGUGCUCUGAAUUUCUGGGCCAAUAACAUUCAUGUUGACUAACUGCCCUGCAAGAUCUUUAAAGGAGAGAUAGAAAAAGGGCUUUGGAGAGAGAAGAAUAUUAAACAGGAAAAUCUGGCCAGUCGUGAAAGGUGCCAUAGGCAAAAAGUCCAGUAUUUAAUUCUACUAUGUUUACACUUCAGAAGAAGAAACGAAAAGCAUUCAAUAACACAUAAGGUGCCCUUUUUUCCCCUAUGUGUGGUCAAAGUUGAAAGAAAAGAAAGGAAUUUGAAAAAGGAGGUACAGAAAAAGGGUUUGGAGAUUGUGAAGAAUGAGAAAGGAAAGCAGAAGAGCUGUGAAGAGAGGCUGGAAGAAGAAUGCCCAGUGGGGACCCAGUCACGGCCCAAGGCACAGGGGAAGGGUGUCAGAGAGGGGAGGAGAGGAAACAUCCAGAACAGAACAGACAGAGCAGAGGGAGGGAGAGCACAAACGAACAAGUGGAAGACAGUUCUUAGGGAAAGGCAGAAAGAGGAAGGAAGAACAAAAGGCAGCAAGUCUCACCCAGUCCUCCAUGUCGGCAGCUGAACCUCCAUAAGGCAGGUGGAUGCACCUGAUGACAUGUGAAGACCCACAACCCUAAAGACAAUGACUUUUAGUACAAAGGACGCCAUUCCUGUCCUAGGCGUUCCCCUGCUUAAUGGGGGUUCCCACGAAACAGUAGACUGAAAAACUACACCAAGAUCUGAACUCUGAGAGGGUCAAACUUUGAUAGGCUGCCUGUUUGGAGGAUUCCUCAUGUACCCUUCCUCCCCACUCUCUACUCCACCUGCAGCUACACUUAUGCAAAAUGAGGAACUAUAACAGAGUCGUUUUCUGUAGAUCUCCUAAAGCAUCUCUUCUUUGUUGUUGCAAAGCCAUACUUUGUCAUAGACCCAAGUUCUGCUCUUGGGGUCACCUUAUUUAUACUUCCAUUCCCCACACAGAGAUGGGUCUUUUAGAGGUUCUAACGCUGUAGUAAGUUUCUAGGAUGCCCAGUACCAUCAAGUAGGCUACACACUGAGCAGGGAAAACUUUUUUAUGAUGGUCCAAGCUCACCCAGGAAAUCUCAGAGUGAUGGAUGGUUAUCUAGAGGAUACUGAGAUUUUUUUUAAAGGUGCUUUUCUAUUAGCCCUUUCAUGUGCUCAGUUCUUUAAAAUUGUUGGAGAUUCCAUGCGUUCUUGUAACAACUUGCCUUUUAAAUAUUUGGUUCUAAAAUGUAAAACCCAGUUAGGUGACAUAUACUAUAUUGAUAGAUCGAUCGAUCGAUAGAUAUUUGCUAAAUUCUGAGUAUUACUGGUAUGAUAAACUUGGUCAUAGGACAUCUGAGGGUUAGCCAGGUCCACAGGGAAAAUGUGACUUAUAUGUGUAAUUCUACAUUUAUGUGCCCGUGUGCCUAUAUGUGCUUGUGUGUAAAUGUAUGGAGAUAUAUACUGGAGGUAGAAUGAAUGCUGACCAGGCCCAUGCUUAUUGUGAUAACUCCCCAUUUCCUGAUCUCCAUGCCCUCUUCGUGGGCGGAGCAGCGUUCUUUAUCAUUUUCCAGACAGAGGACCCAUCCAACCUGGGGCAAUUCUAUGACUAUCCCAUGGCGCUGUUCAGCACCUUUGAGCUUUUCCUCACCAUCAUCGAUGGGCCUGCCAACUAUGAUGUGAACUUGCCCUACAUGUUCAGCAUCGUCUACUUUGCCUUUGCCAUCAUCGCCACACUGCUUAUGCUCAACCUGUUCAUCGCCAUGAUGGGCGACACACACUGGCGGGUGGCCCAUGAACAGGACGAGCUCUGGAGGGCCCAGGUCGUGGCCACCACGGUGAUGCUGGAGAGGAAGAUGCCUCGCACCCUGUGGCCUCGCUCCGGCAUCUGUGGGUACAAGUACGGGCUGGGGGACCGCUGGUUCCUGCGAGUUGAGACCAACCAAGAUCAGAAUGCUUUGCGAGUACGUCGCUAUGUGGAAGCUUUCAAGGGCUCAGACAAGGAGGAAGAACAUGAGCAUCUUUCUGAGAAACAGCCCUCUGUGGUUGAAAGUGGGAUUCUAGCCAGAGCCUCCCUGGCCCUCCCGACUCCCUCCCUGUCCCGGACCACAUCUCGAAGCAGCAGCAGUCACCGAGGCUGGGAGAUCAUUCGUCGCAACACCCUGGGACACUUGAAUCUUGGACUGGACCUUGGGGAGGGGGAUGGAGAGGAAAGUGUCUAUCACAUAUGAUUAGGACCCCUGUUACUCUCCUCCCGACUCCAGGUAGGCCUGCGGGGGGCAGAGAGAGAGACACUGCCUAUGCAAGCAUCUGACCUUCAUGCGCAUUAAUCCUGGGAGGGUGGACAGAAUAAUUCUUAAAGACCAUCCAUGCCUUGCCCUUCACAUCAGCAUCUAGGGAUGAGCAAAGGGCCCCACAUAUCUUCUGUCUUCUUGGAAGUCCCACAUCUUGGGAAAAGAGGGUAUCUUUUCAAGCAAAGUUAGACUUGGCAACUAAAGACACGAGGUAGGGGUGCUAGGCCAGUAACUGGGUCAUCUCCCUUUCUACCCCAUGAGGCACUAGAUUGUAAGCUGUGAAUCCUCCCUGGUUCCACAGGGCUUCAUGUGGGAAGAGCCAGGCAUGGCAUUGAGGUUGUAGCCUCUCGCCUCUUCUUGUACCCUAUAGGACUCCCUCCCCACCUACCAACCAAACCCCAACUAGAAAACUGCAAGAAAAAAGGUUCUUUAUCCUUCCUUUAUUUAAAAAAAAAUGCACUGUGAUAUACAUAACAUAAAAUUUACUAUUUUAACCAUUUUUAGGUGUACCAUUCAGUGGCAUUAAGUACAUUCACAUUGUUGGGCAACCAUCACCACUGUUCAUCUAGGGAAUUUUUUAAACUGAAACUCUUGUACCCAUUAAACAUUAACACCCCAUUAUCCCCUCCCCAUGGUCCCUGAUAACCAAUAUUCUACUUUCUGUCUAUGAAUUUAACUACUCUAGUUACCUCAUAUAAGUGGAAUCAUCCAAUAUUAGUCCUACUGUGCCUGGCUUAUUUGAUGUAGCAUAAUGUUUUCAAGAUUCAUCCAUGCUGUAGCAUGAGUCAGAAUUUCAUUCCUUUUAAAGGUCAAAUAACAUUUCAUUGUAUGUAUAUUCCACAUUGUGUUUAUCCAUUCAUCCACUGAUGGACGAUUGGGUUGCUUCCACCUUUGGCUAUUGUAAUGCUGCUAUGAACAUUGGUAUACAAUUAUCUGUUCAAGUUCCUGCUUUCGAUUUCUUUGGGUGUAUGACUAGAAGCAGAUGGCUAGAUCUUAUGGCAAGUCUACGUUUAAUUUUUUUGAGGAACUGCCAUACUGUUUCCCACAGCAGUUGUACUGUUGUAUGUUUCCUCAGGCAAGGCACAGGGUUCCGGUUUCUCCACAUCUUCACCAACACGUUACUUUCUGAUUCUUUGAUAAUAGCCAUCCUUUUGGUUAGGAAGUGGUAUCUCAUUGUGGUUUUAAUUUGCAUUUCCCUGACGACUAACAACAUUGAACAUCUUUUCAUGUGCCUAUUGGCCAUUUGCAUAUCUUCUGUCUUGAAGAAAUGUCUAUUCAAGUCCUUUACCCAUUUUUGAAUUGUUUCGGGGUUUUUUUGGUUGUUAUUUUUGGGUUGUCUUAUCCUUGUUUUUUGAGACUUGGAGUCUGAAGUGUUUGUAUCUCAUUUGCAUCCUGGUGUGUUUUUAAAUAUGUGAGGUAAAUUAUUCCUUUCUAUGCUUGGAUGGCCCCAUCAUUUGUUUUAUGAGACCAUCCCUGGCCUGUGUCUCUGGUUGUCUGUUAGCAGCUGUUCAUCCUUGCCUCUGGAGGUAACAGGCUCCCAACCAUGUUUCCUGCAACAGCCAUCCUCCACCCCCAUCUCCCUUUGUCCCUGUGCUGAGCUGUGGGGUAGACAGCAAUAAUAGAGCCCGGGCCAUCCCUUUCCAGGAAGGAAAUUGGAAACUAGGUGUCCAGGGUACCCAUUACAGCCUCGCUUUGGCCUCCAGCCCUUCUCAUCCCAGCCCUGACAUCACCCUGACCAUAAUGCCAUGACAACUCUUAAGAGGACUGUGGUCUGGAAUGGCAAAAAGGUAAGUGGGAUUUGCAGCACCACAGACAGGUUCAUCCAGAUACUCAUGCAAGGCACAAAUGAGUGCAGAACAGUGGGGGAUCACACACACACACGCACACACACACACACACAUAUAUACACACACACACACACACAGGUGGUAUGGUUUCUAAGCGUGCUCAGCAUGACUCCUCUAAUCUUCUUUCACAGUGGAAACUCUCCUUCUCCUGUGUAAAGCUAAACUCCCAUCUGUGUUCCAGAUGCAGUUUUCUUUCUGUCUCUUCAGGCAGCUCUGUCUAUCACUGUGUCCUGUAACUCCUCUCACUCUUGUGUCUUCAGCCUCUGUCUCUCUCCCCUAACGAUGCUAGUCAGCAAUUAACCAUGCUCUGCUCUUUCCCACCUGCAAAGACAUUGUAAUCGCCCUCCCUCAACUCCCAUUUCUCUUUUCAGCUCCUGCCCUAUCUUUUUACUCCCUCUUCAGGGCCAAACUUCUUAAGAGAAGACCCUAUUGUCUGCUGACCUCUCACUGAGUCCUCACCCCAUUGUGAACUGACCUUGUCUCUCCUUGAUGCUAGUGAUAGCACUCGCAUCAAGGUAAUCUACCUGUAGCUAACCCCACUGAGCAAUCAGAGUCUUGCGCAAACUCCGUAGCGUUCAGAUGCUAGUGGACCACUCACCUCUUCUCAGCACGUGCCUAGUGCCACGUACGCCUCCUACUUUGCCUGCUUCUCUUCUAUCCAUCCCUUAAAUAAUUUUGGUCCACGAGGCUCUCUGUUUUCCUCACCUGGAACCUGGGAAGUUCCAGCUGCCUCCGUAGACGGUAUUGACACACACACACACAUUCAUGAUUCCCGACUCCUUACCUUCACUUUAGAUCUGUCUCCUGAGCUCCAGGCAUGAACAGCUUGGAUGCCUAUCAUUUAGACAGCUCUACCUGGAUAUUUUACAGACAUCUGGAACUCAGCACGUCCCAAACUGAACAGCUUUUCUUCCUCACCAAACCCACUCCUCCACCAGUGUUUCCAACCAAAUAAGUAGGCAAAAUUGCCCAAGCUCAAAUCUUAGGUGUCGUCCUCUACACACCUGUCUCAACUCUCAUAUGCAGUUAAUCUCAAGUCUCGUAGAUUCUAUAAAACAUCUCCCUUGAAAAAGAAUAACUUUUGAGUAGAUGAUACACCACAUGGUACAAAAUUCAAAGAGCACACAAGAUAUACAGAGAAAAAAACAUUCCUACCUCUGUUCCAGCCCCUCAUGUAUUCUCCCCAGGGACUCUCACAAACAAAAGUUUGUUAUCUAUCCUUCCAAAAAUACUCUAUGCAUAUCUGAGCAUACCUAUGUAUAUAUUCCUCUAAAAACACAUAUAAUAUAGUGCAACGUAUUAGAAAAACACUUCUUGCUUUUUUCACUUAAUAUGCUUUGAAGACUGUUUCAUUUGUCUCUACCUCUCCAGACCCUAUUGCUAUUCUUCCAAAAUGGGCCCCCAUCAUGUCCCACCUUAAUUCCAGGAGUGGGUUCCUCCCUGUGCUGUCUGCAUGCAGUCUUGGUUUUCUCCAAUCUAUCAGUCACACUAGAGCCACAAUGAUCUUUGUAAGAUGCAACUCCUGCCUCAACCUGUGAUCUUCUAGAAGCCCUUCCAUGAGCUGACACCUGGCAACCUCUCCUGGCCUUCUGUUUCACCAAGAUGAAUUAUUCAUUCCUCCUCUAUUUUCCUUCCUUUUGGCCUUCACAGUUUCUGGACCUUUCUACCUCUCUGCACCAUUCUCCCUUCCAUCUUUGUAACUUCUAUUCAUCCUAUUAGUCUCAGCUUAACAAUCGUAUAUUGUGUUUGUGUGUGUUUUGGGGGGUGGGGGGCCCUGACCCAUAGGCUAGGUUGGAGUCUGCCUCUUCUGUUUCCAGGCCACCUAUAAUUUCUUCUUAUUAUACACCCUGCACUUUAUUGUACUUACUUGUUUAAAUGUCUGUUUUCCUUAACAGACUGUAAGCUCCACAAAGGAGAAUGUGAUACCCAUCUUAUUCAUCUCUGUGUUCCCAGUGCUUGGCAUGAUUCCUGGUACAAUGUAGUGGGUAAUAAAUAUUCAUUAACUGAA